AUGACCGCGCCACCAACCCUCGAGGUCGCGCCCGUCCUCUCGACGCCCGAGACGCACAUCUUCGAGGACCCGACGCCCCCCGUCGACCCGGCCAGCGUACGCAAGGUCUCGGACGCGCAGCUCGCCAUCACGUACGAGGUCGAGCGCACCGUCAGGGAGAUCCGCGCGGGCCGGUGGCGGCGCAUCGCGCUGCAGUUUCCGGAUCACAUGCUGGUGGACGCGCCGCGCGUGUACGCCGCGCUGAGCAGGGGCUUGGCGCGGGCGCGGAAGGAAGACGCGGCAUCAUCUGCGAGAAGGGAACAAGCGAGUGCGGAGGCGAAGGAGGAUGAGGUGGACGGUGCGGCGGAGAGGCUGGCCGAGGUGGAUGUGAAUGGCGGGGACGCUGCUGCGGCGGAGGAGGAGGAGGAGCAGCUGUAUAUCUUGGGGGACACGUCGUACGGCGCUUGCUGCGUGGACGAGGUUGCGGCGGAGCAUGUGGAUGCGGAUGUCGUGGUGCACUACGGCAGGUCUUGCCUGUCGCCGACGGCGAGGCUGCCGGUCAUCUAUGUGUUCACGACGAGGCCGUUGGAGCUGGAUCCGGUGGUGGACGUCUUUAAGCAGACGUACCCGGAGAAGGACCAGAAGAUUGUGCUGAUGGCAGAUAUACCUUACUCGCAUCAUCUCUCGCCGCUACUCGAAAGACUACAGAGCGAGGGCUACACCGCGCUCUUCCUUACAGAGAUCGUCCACGACCCGUCCUCUCCGUUGCCGAACAGAAGUGUGCCGGACGAGGUCAAGGAGGAUCAAUCGGCACUCAGAGACUAUCAGCUCUUCCAUGUUUCCGACCCGCCAACUUCGCUGCUCCUGACGCUCUCGUCCCGCGUCGGUGCCAUACAUAUAUACCCCACGGACGCAUCUAAGCCGACAGAAGCACUGCUCGCUUCGUCAGCGCAGACCCUGCGUCGCCGUUACGCCCUCCUGACACGUCUCAGUGUGGAGCCUGUGUUUGGUAUCUUGAUCAACACUCUGUCGGUCAAGAACUACCUGCACAUUGUGGAUCACGUCAAGGAAAUGAUUGCGGCGGCGGGCAAGAAGAGCUACACGUUUGUAGUUGGCAAGAUCAAUGCGGCCAAGGUGGCCAACUUCUCCGAAGUCGGCGGUUGGGUCGUCAUUGGGUGUUGGGAGAGUAGUUUGAUCGAGAGCAAGGAUUUUUGGAAACCCAUCAUCACACCAUUCGAGCUGCAGCUCACUCUACAGGAUGACUCAGAGCGCGUGUGGACGGGGGAAUGGACGGGCGAUUUCCAGGCAGUGCUCAAGGCGAAGGCAGAGGCGAAGGCAGAUGCUGAGACGCAGGCGGAUGAGGGGCAGGGCGAUGCGGCGGGCGACGCAACGGGAGAGGGGUGGGAUUCUGAAGAGGAAUCGGCGCCGCCAGAGUUCGACCUCCGCACCGGCCGCUAUGUCUCACAUGCGCGGCCAAUGCGUGCGACAGCGGCGGCAUCGACGGCGAGCGAGCGGCAGGGCGCUGCGCAGAUCAACGGGGCCAGCAAGGCCGGGCACUCCCUUAUCAAGCGUGCAAACGGCGACGUCGCGCAAAUUGGUGGCGUGGCGUCGCCGGGCGCCGAAUUCCUGCGGAGCCAGAGGACGUGGCAGGGGCUCGGCAGCGACUUCGAUACGCAGGCAGCCGAUGAGGCGGAGGAAGAGGGGGCGCAAAGGGGCGCGCGGGUUGAGGAGGGCAGAGGCGGACUGGCGAGGGGAUACGUUGUUGGGGACGGUGCGGAGAUUAGGUGA
Molecule: messenger RNA, 1767 nt
Organism: Lasiodiplodia theobromae
Lineage: Eukaryota; Fungi; Ascomycota; Dothideomycetes; Botryosphaeriales; Botryosphaeriaceae
Product: Diphthamide biosynthesis protein
Exons: 1
Coding region: 1-1767 (588 amino acids)
Biological process (GO): protein histidyl modification to diphthamide
Molecular function (GO): 2-(3-amino-3-carboxypropyl)histidine synthase activity
Source: RefSeq, a predicted model, not a curated record